Cajanus cajan (pigeon pea) is the source of this 471-nucleotide messenger RNA. The record is from RefSeq and is a predicted model, not a curated record. Lineage: Eukaryota; Viridiplantae; Streptophyta; Magnoliopsida; Fabales; Fabaceae.
AUGAUCAGAGCUGAAGCUGAUCAAAACAAUGAUCUAAUACAAGGUAUGGACUGGUUAUCUUCCAACCAUGUCCUUCUCAAUUAUGCCAAAAAGUCUGUAAGGUUUUCUAAUUCUAAGGACCUAUCAAUUUCAUUAUCCAAACCAAUACCCAAGUUUUCUUGGGGUAAAGUUCAAGGAUAUUUAAUCUUGUCCUCUAUGGAAGCUAAAGAAGAAGUCGACUUGAAAAACAUAGUUGUUGUUCAAAAUUUUCCUGAAGUUUUCCCUAAUGAUAUUCCUGGUUUGCCACCUGACAGAGAGAUUGAAUUUUUGAUUGAUUUAAUGCCUGGAACUGGACCAAUUUCAAUGGCACCUUAUAGGAUGUCACCUUUUGAAUUAUCUGAGUUGAAGAAACAAUUAGAAGAGUUUCUUGAAAAACAACUCAUACGCCCUAGUGUAUCACCUUGGGGGGCUCCUAUUGGAGCGCGGGGGUGA